Raphanus sativus (radish) is the source of this 1874-nucleotide messenger RNA. RefSeq lists its product as uncharacterized. The transcript has 13 exons. Bases 233 to 1762 code for a protein of 509 amino acids. The record is from RefSeq and is a predicted model, not a curated record. Gene Ontology annotation, molecular function: protein binding. NCBI's taxonomy places the organism in Eukaryota, Viridiplantae, Streptophyta, Magnoliopsida, Brassicales, Brassicaceae.
GGAUGAGUUUAUCCAAAAGGCGACAAAAGACAAUAAUGAAACACGUCACAUGAUCACAAGAGAGGAACUCGUGUUUUUUUCUUUAAGUAACUUGAAAAUGAUUGAUGGCUACAAGGAACAUGGAAGUCCCGCUGUCUCUUCUGAAGCUAUAAUUGUCUCUCUCAAAAGUCAAAACAUCUUCCAACACAGAAGAAAAACAAAACUGCUCUUGUAGAAAGCUUUUUCUUGUGAAAUGGAGAAGAUAGUAAGAUGUGUCCGGUGGGGUUAUGAAGUCAAUGCUUCUUCCGAUGAUUGCAUUAACGCAAUUGACUCCUAUUUUCACCAGGUUCUUAGUUAUGGGAGGAACAUGAAAGUGAUUCUUGAAGCACCGAUACACGACAAAAAUUGUGUUUUGGGAAACAUUUUAGCUGCUCAUUACCUUUCCUCAUGUGAUCCUUCCAAAGUUAAUCUCUACGUUGAAGCUGCGACUUCUAAUCUUGAACACUCUACACCUUACGAGAAAGCGGUUUUCGAGACUGUUACUUACUUGAUUUCAGAGGACAGGGAUGACGACUUGGCUUUUGAAAUGCACAUCGAGCUACUUAAAAGAUUCCCAAAGGAAUUGGUCGCAUUGAAGAGAGCUCAGGUUUUAAGUUUCCAGAUGGCUAAGCCUGUUCCUUUUUUGGAUCUUGUUCAGCAGGUUCUACUUGAGAAUCAAAAUGAAAGUUACAUACACGGUAUGCUUGCAUUCCCAUUGUUAGAACUUGGUCGAAUGGAAGAAGCUGCAGCUGCUUCCAGAAAAGGCUGUGGUAUAAACAAAGAAGACGCCUUGGCACAUCAUUGUUUGUGUCAUGUUCUUCAACAUAAAUGUCAAUUUAAAGAAGCAGUGGAUUUCAUGGAAGAAAUGGCAGAAUAUUGGCCUUCUUGCACAUCAUUCUUGUAUACACACAAUUGGUGGCAUGUUGCUCUCUGUUACUUGGAAGGAGGGUCACCAAUGAGUAGAGUGGAGGAGAUUUAUGAUAAUCAUAUCUGGAAAGAACUGGAGAAAGAGGACGCCAUUCCUCCAGAGGUUUAUCUCAAUGCUCUGGGUUUGUUCUUGCGUUUGGAAGUAAGAGAUGUUCUUGAUGGUUUUAAAGACCGUCUGGAACUCCUUGCAGCUCGUUUAACUGAUCAGGCAAACUGGUAUUUGGACUGGCAGCUAGAUAUAUUGAUAGUUUGGGCACUGGCAAAGGUUGGAGAGACUCCUAGAGCUCAUGAAUUACUUGAGGGUCUGAAGUUCCGACUUUCAAAAAUGAACAAGAAGAAACAACAAGUGAUGCAGAAAGGGAUUCAGCUCGGAGAAGCUGUGUACGAAUACGCAAAGGGUAACUACAAACAGGCUCUACAUUUACUUGGUUCAGAUUUUAAUGCCAUUGACUACAAGAUCAUUGCGGCAUCAGAUGAACAGAUAGAUGUUUUCAAUGAAGUAUGGUGCCAGCUGCUGCUAAAGACAGGCCAAUCCUCCACUGCCAAAGAGGUGAUCAGAAAGAGGAUAAAGGUCAGAGAAGGUUCUCCUUUCACGUGGCGUUUGCUGGUAAACACAAUAUGCAUUCUUCAAGUAGGAUCUCACUGGGUUUUGUUCAUGUGUCAAUGGGUUUUGGUGAUGAGAAAACCAUGUCGUGCUUUUGGUGGCAGGAGAAGAGCUAUGCCAUGGAAGGUGAUGCAGAGGCUGGGAGUGCAGGACAUAGAGCUAAAAUGCUGGAAUCUUCUUAUUUCUAAGGAGGAUCUUAUUCAAUCAUGUUAAAUUCUAUCUAAAUAUUUUAUGAUCUUCAAAAUUUGAAAUUAUUAUUCAACAUGUAUAUGUGUGUGGACGAUUACAAUUUCUACAAAAUAUACUUUGAAUAUGUUUUUAAAAA